UCAGCCCCACCACGUAGGAUUCCUUUUUUCUUCAUCUUCUUCCAUUUUGUCCCUUGUUUCCAUCCUCAAUCAAAGCAUCUGCAGAAUAUUUCCACGCUGUACCAUAUAUUCUAUAUACUACCACAAGUCCUAGUUUUCUACAAAUUAAAAAGCAUUAAGAGCCGUUGACGAGCUCGUGAAAUACAUACAUAACUCAUCACUUUCUCUCCCUGUGAACUCCAUUACACAGGCGGUGGUUUUCUCAGCUCUCUCGCGGUGCCCUUCAAUUUCUCCAUUCUUUCUACGGUUUUGGAUUGCAGGGGAGGGGAGAAAUGGAGGGCGGCGCCGAUCGACUGGUGAGGCGGCGGAAGAGUCUGAAAGAGCGGCUGAGUUUUAAAGCAAUCAACUGUUGCGGCGCGUCGUGGGGUUUGGUGCCGACGACUAUAAGCGUUCGCGACAACGACGACGAUGAUGGAGAGGAGGAAGAAGUCCCGCCGACAGAAACCACGGAGGCCGGCGCGGAGUCUCCGCCGGUAUGUGCGGCGGCGGACACGCCGACGGGCUCGGGGAUGAACCUAGCGGCGGCGUUGGCGGCGGAGCGGCAGUACAGGGCGGUCCAAGAUUCGGACGGGGAAGCUCAGAGUCAAAUCCCGGCGGCCGCCGAAAACAGCGGGGCGGGGACCACACCGCCGCUCAGAGUUUCGUUGAUGAGGUUGCUGGAGGAGAACGACGGGGAAACGACGGCGACGGCGACGGAGAAGGAGAGCCGGGCGGCGGGGAGUGAGGCGUUGUGCUGCGUUUGCAUGGGGAGGAAAAAAGGCGCGGCGUUCAUACCAUGUGGGCACACUUUUUGUCGAGUGUGUUCGAGGGAGCUGUGGCUAAACCGAGGUUCAUGUCCCCUCUGCAACAGAUCCAUCCUUGAAAUUCUCGACAUUUACUAAGAUUGGUCCUGGAGAUUUGUGUACACAUGUUUCAGCCCCAUGAAUUUCAUCAAAAUCACACAAAAAUAGAAGCAAAAGAGGAAGAAACUAUUUAAAUAAAUGUAAAUUUUGAUUUUAGACAAAAGUGAAUCAUUGUAACACUAUCAACAUCUCAACCAUCAGUGUGAAUUGCAAACUAAAAUGUCCAUUUUAUUUUUGUCUUUCUAAAUGCUAGUGAAUUGACACUUACAAAUCA
Molecule: messenger RNA, 1155 nt
Organism: Ipomoea triloba (trilobed morning glory)
Lineage: Eukaryota; Viridiplantae; Streptophyta; Magnoliopsida; Solanales; Convolvulaceae
Product: death-associated inhibitor of apoptosis 1-like
Exons: 2
Coding region: 312-920 (202 amino acids)
Source: RefSeq, a predicted model, not a curated record